Messenger RNA from Adineta ricciae, 556 nucleotides. The record is from the annotation of a GenBank genome assembly. NCBI's taxonomy places the organism in Eukaryota, Metazoa, Rotifera, Eurotatoria, Adinetida, Adinetidae.
AUGUAUUCGAGCAAUGACCAAGCGCAAAUCGAAAACGAUGAUGAUCGAGAUAUUACACCUGAACUUUGGCAAGAAGCUUGCUGGACAGUCAUAUCAUCCUAUUUCGACGAGAAAGGUCUUGUUCGUCAGCAACUUGACUCAUUCGAUGAGUUCAUUCAGAUGUCUGUACAACGCAUUGUAGAAGAUUCUCUACCGAUUGAACUGCAAGCACAAGCACAAUAUACUCAUACAGCUCAUAAAGCAGCACUAAAGUGUACCCUUAAAUUCGGACAAGUCUAUUUGUCCAAACCAGUUCACCAAGCCAAUGACGGAGUAGCCCAUCUUUGGCCUAAUGAAGCUCGCUUAAGAAACUUAACCUAUGCAGCACCCUUAUAUGUCGAUCUAAAUAAAACUGUUUAUAAAGAUAAUUCACCACCCGAAGAGAAAAAGUAUGAAAAGGUACAUAUCGGCGAUAUACCCAUCAUGUUGCGUUCAGCAUACUGUCUUCUCGCGGAAAUGACAGAUCGUGACUUAACAGAACUCAACGAAUGUCCACUAGACCCCGGCGGCUAUUUCA